GUAAUGUUCGGGACGCCCGGAAGUGUCAUGUUUGCGCUUGUCUAUUAAUGAAACUGAAGCUCCAAGUUCACUCAUUCACUUACCCUUUCAGCGACAUUUUGWUGCAUUUGUUAAGCACUCAGUGUUAGCUUGUUCUGACAGGGUUUGCAUGUUUGACACAGCUCCAGGUUGAGGCGUGCUAUUGUUGGCGUAAAGGUGAAGGUUUAUGCUGCAGCCGCGUGUAUGUGCGUGAAAAGCUCGUGUAAGCCAUGUCGGUGUCAGUGAUCAUAAAGUGGGGAGGGCAGGAGUUCUCCAUCAGUUCUCUGUCCGAGGAGGACACAGUGAUGGACCUGAAACAGUCCAUCAAGACUUUGACAGGGGUGUUGCCAGAGAGGCAGAAACUUCUUGGGCUGAAGAUCAAAGGGAAACCUGCAGAGGAUGAGGUGAAGCUGGGUUCUUUGAAACUGAAACCUAACACCAAAAUUAUGAUGAUGGGCACCAGAGAGGAAAGCUUGGAAGAUGUUUUGGCCCCUCCGCCAGAGAAUGAUGACGUCAUCAAUGAUUUUGACAUUGAGGAAGAGGUCAUAGAGGUGGAGAACAGAGAGGAGAACUUGGCUAAAAUAGCCAGAAGAGUAAAAGAAUAUAAAGUGGAGGAACUGAACCCUCCUAGAGAAGGCAAAAAACUCCUGGUGUUAGAUGUGGACUACACACUGUUUGACCACAAGUCAUGUGCAGAAACGGGUCAGGAGCUGAUGAGGCCAUACCUUCAUGAGUUUCUGACAUCAGCCUAUGAGGACUAUGAUAUUGUCAUAUGGUCUGCAACAAGUAUGAAAUGGAUAGAAGCUAAGAUGAAAGAGCUCGGAGUGACAGAUAACCCAAACUACAAGAUUACAUUCAUGUUGGACAGCGGAGCCAUGAUCACAGUACACACCCCAAAACGAGGGGUGGUCGAGGUGAAGCCGUUAGGUGUUGUAUGGGGGAAGUAUGAAACGUUCUACAACAGGAAGAACACCAUCAUGUUCGAUGACAUAGGGCGAAACUUCCUCAUGAAUCCACAGAAUGGGUUAAAGAUCCGACCUUUCAUGAAGGCUCAUCUCAACAGAGAGAGGGACCGAGAGCUCCAUAAACUGGCUCAGUACCUGAAAGAGAUCGCCAAGCUCGAGGACUUCAGUGGACUCAACCACAAACACUGGGAGAGAUAUUUAUCCAAGAGGCUGCACCACUGAGGAAGGACGCCACUAUCUACAAACUCCUGGGCUAAAUGUAACCCCUCCUUUUUGUUCUCACCAACACACGUGUUUAUCACAAGUUUAUCUUUCUAAAAUCACUACCAAAGCUCUAAACCUCAGAACUGACGUAAAAUUCAUAAUUUAACAUUUACAUGUGCUCUAUUUAAUCCAAAACAUUUUUUUCUAUCUGUUUACAUUUAAUACCCUGACAGUGGCAAAUACUACAAAUGCGAAGCGUACAUAAAAUACAUCUGCUCUCAAACUUGAAUCCACCAGCUUCAUGGUGGUCAGUCUCAUGUCUAACAUCGAAGUACAUGUGAUGCUUUACAUCUGCUUUGUCUUCCAAAUGGCCAGCAGCUCUGCCAGAAAACAGUUCAGUGAACUUUAUUAAAAAUUCAACACGUUCUUGUGAAACUGUCGAGCGCCUUUCGAUACCGAGAAAGACUAAAUCGAAUUGCUACCUGGUUAAGGUCAGUAAGUGAUGUCUUCCUCCUCUGGAUGAAGCUGAAAGCAUCAGGUUACAAAAAUAAACUGUGUAAACUGACAAAGAAUUACAUAAAAAAAAUCUAAAAGAUACUGUUCUUAAAGCAGUAAUUGAAAUGGGGGUUAUGUGGAGAACGGUUAAUAUCUUACCUGCUGUAGAUUAUUCUUUAAUCAACAGCUGUUUUAUAUUAUAUGGUUAUUUUUGAAGAAUUUCUGAAUAAUGAAACACAAAUGGCAGGAACUCUUUCUUUGUAGCCCAGGGCAGUGCCUGCAAGAAAAUCACAAUAUUUCAAAAAGAUACGGAGGCCCAAAUUAUCAGAAUAAAAGGGGAACUUUGAUUUUGACCCUGCACGGACUAUUUGUUUGCUAAUGAAUCUUGUCAGAAUUAAACUUUUAUUUCUCUAAACCGACAUUAGCUCAGAGAGCGUUUUACAAUGGGUAAGAUAAUAAGCAUCGCACAAAAAGUAAGGAAAUAUGUGUUUGGUUGAUUAUUUCUUUGUUACAACAAUGCUUCUUGGUAAUAAAUCUUAUUACUGCCAAUCAGGUGCACCUGAUUGGCAGCACCUGGGGGCACCAGCAGCUCUAAACAAGAUUCAAGAACAGUAAAAUUAUGUUAAAAGGAAAAGCUGCUGUAAUUUGAAGGGACUAGAAAUGUUUGUUAAAACAAAAAUCCAAACAAAUUUGAAGGACAGAUGCACUUCAGUCAAAGGUAUAAGACCAUGGA
Austrofundulus limnaeus is the source of this 2415-nucleotide messenger RNA. RefSeq names its product ubiquitin-like domain containing CTD phosphatase 1 (gene ublcp1). The record is from RefSeq and is a predicted model, not a curated record. Gene Ontology annotation, molecular function: protein binding; protein serine/threonine phosphatase activity. Gene Ontology annotation, biological process: protein dephosphorylation; regulation of proteasome assembly. NCBI's taxonomy places the organism in Eukaryota, Metazoa, Chordata, Actinopteri, Cyprinodontiformes, Rivulidae. Gene Ontology annotation, cellular component: nucleus. The transcript is spliced from 11 exons. Bases 249 to 1205 code for a protein of 318 amino acids.